AUGUCCCAACGGACAACGGGCACGUUCAGUGUGUGCGGCUGGGUGUCGACGAGACGAGAAGUGCGAAUUGAUACAUGGACAAAGAUGGUGUUGCCCAGCUUUGACACAAAAAUGCCCCGAUGCGGAUCCAAGUGCUCACCGAUUUUACUGACUUGCGAAGAGGGCUUUGAAUGCAUUGAGAACGAAAGUCGUGACGACUACCUCUGCUGCCAGAUCCCUCCUAUCAAAAAGGAAGUUGUCAGCCUUAUUAAAGCCAUCAAUUUUUCAAAGCUACCUAAACCGAGGAUCCCACCUACCACAGUUGCGCCUCUAUUCACUACAAGUGACUCUAGACUCCGAUGUGGAGAAGACGUCCUCCCAAUGCUUCUUGAUGGAGAAUAUAUGCGGUGUCCACAACUUGGAGCACCAUGCCCCAAGGCCGGAUACACUUGCCAAAUUGGUAUUGGAGGACUUUAUUGUUGCCCUCUUGACGUAGAACUGGAGGAGGAAACUACAAGCACCUUCCCUCCAAAGAUAAGCAAAUUUCUGCCUGAGACCCCUUGUAAAGGUAUUUUAGAAAUUUGUACUAUAUUUGAAUAAAU
Messenger RNA from Strongylus vulgaris, 581 nucleotides. Lineage: Eukaryota; Metazoa; Nematoda; Chromadorea; Rhabditida; Strongylidae. The record is from the annotation of a GenBank genome assembly.